AACAACAAAGAAAAAUAAAUCAUGUUUCUUAUCUUUUUUGUUUAGAAUUUUCUCUUGUUAAGAAAUAAUCUAUUAUUUUUUUUUUUGUUUUAAAUUAAAAUGUUUUAUGAGGGCGGAACACAUUUAUCAAACUACAUCGCAUAAUUUAUUCAACAACAAAACUGAUAUUAAAAAGUUGCAUGAACCUUUGUUAGCCACUUAAAAUUUAAGGUUGCUCGAGACAGAAUAGAAAAUUAAAAAUAAAUCUGAACUUAAGUGCAAUUCACAGUGAAAAAACAAAAAUGCCAUACCGCAUACGAUCUGGAGAUGAAUAUCCACCCUGGAUGGGCUUCAUAUUCGUUUUCAAUUUAAUUGUUGGCACUGGAGCACUGACUUUGCCAGCAGUGUUUAACAAAGCCGGAUGGCUUCUCAGUCUUACAAUUAUUGUUAUUCUGGCUGGAAUAAGUUAUAUGACGGUUACAUUUAUCAUUGAGACAAUGUCUUGUGCAAAUGCUGUCAUCCAGUGGCAACGUUUGCAAUACCUUAAGAGAGAUCAAACAUCGACAGCAUCUGAAAACAAUGAUGAAGCCGACACGGAUGAUCCAACCGCUUCACUAUUGCCCCGUAAUAAUACAAACGUUUUGGCAAGUUCUGGAACUGAAGGUAGUCUGGAACAGAUGCCAUUGUCAUCGCAAAGAUCACAUUAUUAUAUGCUCGAUAGAAAAGUCGAAAUGGGAGAAAUGGCUGGAUUAUUUUUUAACGAUUUCGGACGCGUAAUGUUCUACUUGUGCAUUGCUAUUUAUAUGUAUGGAGAUAUGAGCAUCUACUCGGCAGCUGUGGCAAAGAGCUUAAGGGAUGUUGUUUGCCAUCUUAACUCAACAAACGGCAGCACCAUUGAUAAUGUUACAAUUGACACACUGUGUUGGGAAACACACACAAUGUCUCGGCUGGAUGUUUAUCGUCUUUUUUUAGUAGCAUUCAUUAUGAUCUUGGGCCCAUUCGCUUUGUUCAGUGUACAAAGAACAAAAUACAUUCAAAUGUUUACUGUGAUUUUUCGUUGGCUGGCAUUCAUAUCGAUGAUCGGAUUGGCAAUUAAAUCCCUCCUUGCAGACGGACCACAAGGACAUCCACCAGUGGCAAAUGUAUAUGGUCUUCCAUCAUUAUUUGGAGCAUGCGUUUAUUCGUUUAUGUGUCAUCAUUCGUUGCCAAGUCUAAUUGUGCCCAUUAGUGAUAAGAAACACCUUAAAUCACUUCUUUCGUUUGAUUAUUUAUUGAUAGUAUCGUUCUAUAUCUUACUAGCGCUAACAGGUUCAUUUGCUUUCGCUGAACUGGAAGAUCUUUACACACUUAAUUUUAUACCAAGUCCUGAUAAUUCAUUGCCUAUGAAAAUAAUUGAAUACUUUCUAGCCCUAUUUCCUGUAUUCACUUUGUCAGCAAGCUUUCCAGUAAUUGCCAUUACAUUACGUAACAAUUUGCAAACGUUAUUUUUGGAUAUGUCACGUUUUGAUUCGUAUAAUUUCUUUUUACGAAGAGUUCUUUUUCCAAUGUUAGCUAUUGUUCCUCCAUUUGCUGUUACUUAUUUUACUGAGAGUCUAACAAGUUUGGUAGGCUUUACAGGAAGCUAUGCUGGUACCGGUAUUCAAUAUAUUAUACCGGUGGCUUUAGUGUAUUUUGCUCGUCGUACUUGUGCCGACUUGCUUGGGCGUGGUCUCAUUAAUGAAUAUAGAAGUCCAUUUCGCAGUUCAGCUUGGCUAAUAUUUGUAAUUGUUUGGUCAUGGACUUGUAUGAUAUUGGUUACGGUAAAUUUUUUCACUUUUAACGCUACCUAAAGGUUUUUUUUUUAUAAAGAAUUGGACAAAACAACAAUGAAUGACUGAAUGUACAUCCUUUCAACUAGACAAGGAUAUUAAUGUGAAACUAAAGGGCAAUAAUCAUACACGUAACUACAUAAUUAUACAUAUCAAAUUGCAUUUAUUGUUAAAAAUCAUCAAGAAUCAUCAUUACGUACAAAAAUUGAAAAAUCGUAUAUGUAUUUAUGAAAAAUUGUAUUAGAUUAAUAGACACUAAAUUUAAGGCUGAAAAGAAUAAAAUUUAUUUUAUACGUUGAUUGAAUUUUA
Episyrphus balteatus (marmalade hoverfly) is the source of this 2096-nucleotide messenger RNA. Its product is annotated as transmembrane protein 104 homolog. The record is from RefSeq and is a predicted model, not a curated record. Bases 282 to 1808 code for a protein of 508 amino acids. The transcript has 4 exons. Lineage: Eukaryota; Metazoa; Arthropoda; Insecta; Diptera; Syrphidae.